Messenger RNA from Brettanomyces bruxellensis, 2565 nucleotides. RefSeq lists its product as uncharacterized. The record is from RefSeq and is a predicted model, not a curated record. The transcript has a single exon. Gene Ontology annotation, molecular function: protein binding. NCBI's taxonomy places the organism in Eukaryota, Fungi, Ascomycota, Pichiomycetes, Pichiales, Pichiaceae. Gene Ontology annotation, cellular component: Prp19 complex; post-mRNA release spliceosomal complex; U2-type catalytic step 2 spliceosome. Gene Ontology annotation, biological process: generation of catalytic spliceosome for first transesterification step; mRNA splicing, via spliceosome. Bases 1 to 2565 code for a protein of 854 amino acids.
AUGGAUCCUGUUAUCUUAAAAUUUAUCUCAGAAGAUGAUCUUUCAUAUGAAGAGCAGCUUCUCAAAGAUCCAACUAACGAACAAUUAUGGCUGCAGUACUACGAACACAAAAAAGCGGCUACAAAUGCCAAUAAGCAAGCAUUAAUAUUCUUGCUGUAUAGGGGUGUGAAUAAGUUGCGUAAUUCAGUUAAACUAACAAUGCUAUAUUUAAAUCUUCUUGUUUCUACAAUCGAUAACGACAACAAAUGCACUGAGUCAAUACAGCAAAUUGCAGAUGCAUUUUCAAGGGCUUCCGUAAACAUUUCUGACCAGUUAGAGCUUUGGUUACUUUUCUGCAGCUUCCUUACAAAAAAUGUUGAAUAUAUUGAUGCCACUUUUAUUAGACGACAGUUCAAUACCGCUCUUCAAGCACUUCCAAUUGCGGAUCACGCAAAAAUAUGGCCCAUGUUCCUUAAAUGUGCUAAACAGAUAGGAGGGCCCACAAUGAUCACAGUAUAUUUAAGAUAUUGCAAUUUCAGAACUGCCGCAAAACAUUAUGAUGAGUAUUUAGUGAAUACGUUUAGUGCAAUUGAAAAAGAGAACGGGGAGAAGUCAGUUACCGAUCUUUCAACUGUGAUUAAUGAUCUUCUUCAACACGUGCAAACAUUUCAGCAGUUUGAGCUGCUUAAGAAGUACAUUGACACAUCGUUUAGUGACCUAAGGUUUGCAGUCAAACUUUCUAGACCGGAGCUUGAUGUUUACAAAGACUUAUUUUCUUGCCUCGUACGGAUAAGAAAAAAUCUAAAGAGAGCACAUGAAAAUGGUCACAUCAUGGAUGAACAUGCAGGCAAAAUGUAUAAUAAAAUGAAAGCAAAAUUUAAAGGUCAACAGGGGUCCAUAGUUACAAAGUAUGCAGAAUACUGGCUUGCUAGUGGAAAUUUCCUGAAAGUAAUUUCAACGUUUGAGCAUGGCCUCACAGAGUGCAUGACUAUUGAUGAUUUUACUAUCAUUUACGACUCAUAUGUUGACAUGAUGGAUUCACAUAUUGAGGUGAUAUCGGAUAAAUUGGACGAAGUUGAAGGCAUGGAAAACGAAGAUGCAAAUAACCUUAAUGCUACAUUGAACGUUUUGCUUCAACGGUACGAGGAUUUGCUUUCAAGACGGCCAUUUAUUAUCAACGAUGUAUAUUUGAGACAGGAUAAAAACAAUGUGCAAACAUGGCUUGACAGGGUGGAAAUAUACGACAAAGAAAAAGACUACAACAGGAUUGUCCAUUGCUAUCAGCAGGCCAUUUUGACAAUCGACGCACCAAAAGUUAGAGAACCUGAUUUGCUUCCCAAACUAUGGAUUGACUAUAUCAGAUUUACCGCAAAGGAAGAUCGAAAACGGCUUCGAAAGCUUUAUGCAACUGCUGUUAAGGUUCCAUAUCGAUUUGUAUCUGAUUUAGAGAAAAUAUGGUGCUCAUGGGUAGAAAUAGAGGCACAAGAUAAUUAUGAUCAAGCUUUACAAGUAAUCAAGAAGGCAGUGACGUUACCAAAUUCAGUUCUUUCUGGACGCACCGUAAACGAGAGGGAUAUAAGAUACGAUAAUGAUGAACUCAGUGCUCAGGUUAGAGCAUACAAAUCCGUUAGGUUAUGGUCUUUGUACCUCGACAUAGUGGAGAGCUCCGACGAUGUGACUCAAACAUGCAAUAUCUACGAUAAAGUGAUUGAGCUUAAGAUCGUGACACCAUUAAUGAUUUUGAACUACUGCAACUUUCUUGAAAAACACAGACUGUAUGAACGGUGCUUUCAAAUAUAUGAGAGAGGGGUGGCAAUAUUUAAAUAUCCGACCGUAUUUGAGAUUUGGAAUUCAUAUCUUACUGCUGCCGUCAAAUACAUGGACAAAUUGGCUAUUAAAAAGGAAAGAAUUAGGUCACUCUUUGACCAAUCACUUCAGAAUAGUCCCGAUAACUUUCGGAAAGCUAUCUACUUAAUGUAUUACGACUUUGAAGAUAAACAUGGAUCGAAACCAGAGUCUCUACGUGUUCUACGGGAGGCGAUCAAGGCAGUUGAAAAUCAAGAUGCCAAACUAGAUUUGUUCAAAAUGUUAGUUCUACAAACAAUCAAGUACAAAGGUCUUUCAAGUGCCAGUCAAUUAUAUGAAGACGCUUUGCAGGUUUGGCCAUUAUCUUCACCAGGCUUUAUCAAGGAUAUAGUUGCUGGAUUUGUCGAUGUAGAAGCUAGAUUGAGGAGAUUUAAGCGGUGUAGGGAAAUUCUUCAUUAUUCGUGCGAACUUGUUAUGAAAAAAAGCCGUUCUCAGAAAUCUCGUGAUCAGAUAUGGACACUUUUCAAGGACUUUGAGUUGGAAAAUGGUGAUGAGCAAACUUAUAAGGAGAUGCUUGGCUUUAAACGGCAUAUGGAGGCAAUUUCAUUGCCAAUCAUUCAGGAAAGAAUUGAAACAGGUCCAAAUGGGGGUGUCGACUUUGUUCAUUCGUCUAAUAAGGAGAGUGAAAAAUCCACAGACGAGCUUCCAAAACAGGAAACUGGAAAAAGUGCUGUUGCAAAUAAGGAUCAGAUCGAUAUUGAUAUGAGUCUUCUAGAGUGA